AUCGCCCAUCGGCCUAAUUAAGGACGUCAUCGGAGAUCAUCGGCUUUAGAAAACUGGUCGAUCACAACGAUGAUCGAGUCACCGAGCAGCUCACUCUCCUUCUCUCUCAUCGUUCAUCUCGACGUAGACCCAUGAACGCCGACUCUCUCCAAGGCCGGCUCCUCUUCGCCAUCCCCAAGAAAGGGAGACUGCACGAGAAGUGUCUGAGUCUGCUUUCCGGCGCCGACAUACAAUUCCGGCGGCACAAUAGAUUAGAUGUCGCACUGGUCCAGAACCACCCGAUCGCGCUCGUGUUCCUGCCCGCGUCCGACAUCCCGUCCUUCGUCGGCAAGGGCAAUGUCGAUAUUGGGAUCACCGGGCACGACGUGAUUCUCGAGGCGCAGAUGCAGGACCACGUCACAGAGGAGCUGCGCCUGGGUUUCGGGAAAUGCGCGCUGCAGGUGCAGGUCCCCGAGUCGAGCCCGUACAAAACGGCCGACGAUCUGGCCGGCAAGCGUGUCGUGACGAGCUUCGAGGUACUCGCGGGGUCGUAUUUCGACAAGCUGGACGAAAAAGCGAAUCUCUCGGGAGAUCAAAAGACACAGAUCGAGUACGUCGGCGGAAGCGUCGAGGCUGCGUGUGCAUUAGGAUUGGCAGAUGGAAUCGUCGAUCUCGUCGAAUCGGGGGAUACGAUGCGCGCGGCGGGUCUGCACGCAAUCGCGACGCUGCUCCAAAGCGAAGCCGUCCUCAUCAAGUCGACGGUGCAGAAACACCCCGACUUUGCGCCGCUCAUCCAGCUCGUGACGCGCAGAAUAGCGGGAGUCAUCGCCGCUGGAAAAUACGUUAUCUGCCAGUACAAUAUUCCGCGCGACAAACUUCCUGCGGCGGCGGGCAUCACGCCGGGCCGGCGGGCUCCGACAGUGAGCUCGAUCGAGGAGGAGAACUGGGUCGCCGUCAGCGUGAUGGUGGAGAAGAAGCAGGUCGCCAAUGUGAUGGACGAGUUAGAGAAAAUCGGGGCGGAAGAUAUCUUGACUUUCAGCCUGGACAAUUGCAGAGUCUGAAUAUAGAUCCUGAUUCAGAUGAUAGCUGCAAAGGUUGCCAGUGUCCGGGCAAAAACGAAUACUGUCUGAGCUUGUUGAACACAUGUUGCCUUAUUCGAAAAAGGCUUUUGUUUUUCAUCCCCGCGCACGGCUGAAAAGGUCGAGGCACCGGAAAACGUUCGGAGGCCUUGACCAGGUUGAAUUCUCCCGGCGCUAUAAGUCAACCAGACACUCGGAUUUCUCAACUGUCAAAA
Molecule: messenger RNA, 1273 nt
Organism: Mycena citricolor
Lineage: Eukaryota; Fungi; Basidiomycota; Agaricomycetes; Agaricales; Mycenaceae
Source: the annotation of a GenBank genome assembly